AUGUUGGUGACAAAAACAGCCAUCUCCAUAAAGCACCAAUCAGAUGGCUUCAUUCUGGCACGUGAUCUCACCGCCUCAGUUGAAAGAGAAGAUAGCAGUGAACUGAGCUAUUCUGGUACAGGUCAAAAGUGGUCAUGUGGCCACAGAGGGAAGAAAAAUUGCAGUUUAUUGAAGAUGCAAGAGAUAAAUAGGUUUCAUAGUGCAUUUUAUUCUGAAAAGACAAAAGCCAGUCAAGAUGCUUUCAUUCCUACGAAUUGCGCAGCAAAACAACCAAAUGGAACCAGAUCAGGAGACGGAUCAAGACAUACUAAAGGCGUAACUUACCAAUAUUGUAUUGAAACAACAGCAGAAAAUAGAUUAGAGAUAUGUAGGAACACCUUUAUUAAUGUAUUGGAAAUCACAAAACACAGAGUUAAAGGGGUUGGUUUGUUAACGUCAAUUUCUAUUAUAAAUAGUGUAAUUCCUCUAUUACCUGUAAGUGGUGUUACAUUUUUAAGUUUUUCUGUACUAAUUUGGUUUGGAUCCCUUUGCAUUACCUUUUUCUAUUUACAUAAGUUGUUGCAAAGAAAUGAACCACUAGAAAUUAUUAAAGUAAGUAAACACAGCAAAAAGGAUCAUAUUAGUGUAAAACCAGACCCGAAAAAGCUGAAUGGCCUAGUUGGAGAUAUUGAUAAAUAUUUUUUAAGUAUCUGGUAUGUGUAUAUAAGUAGUGAUGCUGAAUUUACUAAGGAGAGUAGAGUAUUUCUUGAAGAUGUUAUCAAGAGGUUAGUAGAGGUCCAAUCAUGUGUACAUAAUAAGGUUUUAACCCACAGCAUAUUGAAUAUAUUUUUGAGACACUUAAAAGAGUACAGAAGAGGAUUAAAAAGAAAGGAAAAGUACACUGGAAAUAUUGAAGAACUGUAUAGAUAUUCACACAUUAUUAGUACAAAUCCGAAAGUUAAGAAUUAUUUUGUUCAGCAACUGACAACGAAUGUUAUGAGACACUUUAUUAAUUCAGAACUGUGGAAUUCACUUCCUUGUCAAGUAUUAGUAUCAAUAGUAGCUAGAAAACUAAUUUUAUUUCUUAUUAAUUUCGUCUCAAAUCCAGAAGUUUUAAAUUACAAACUUCUAAAUUUAUUAGCUUCAAAAUUUAUAAGGGAAAAAUAUAAUUUAGAUAGAUAUAGCAGAAUUUGUGUCUCUCAGUAUUAUAAUGUAGUUGAUUCUAAAAUGAUUAUUGAAGAUGAACUGCCAAUUGAACAAAAAUCAUCACCAACUGUUACUUUUAAUGUGCAACUUAACGAGAAUGUAGUAUCGGUUGAGAACAAACCCAGUGAACAAGGAACUGAAGUUAGAAAAAGAAAGAAUGGCAUUGUGACUCAACAAAAAAUAAAGAAGAAAGCCGAAAUACCUAAGAAAGUCGACAGUGCAGAAGAAGUAAAAGAAGAACAUGUGCGAACUGAGAAGCCGCCUCCCAGUGCACCUGUAAAAAUCCAUGAGCCUAGGUUAACAAGAAGUACAAAGACUUACGCAGACACUAGAGACUUGGCAUUUGGCAUAUCAUUGGGGCAAGACCCUUUGGACGCUCUACCCCUCACAAUGGAAAAUAUGAAAAGUAAAAUGGAACACGUCGAAGACUCGGCUAAUCUGUUACUAAGUGAAGUGAAACAAACGACUCAGUCUACUAUGGAAGGCCUUAAAAGUUCCAUUAAGCCUAUAAGUGAUGCAACUGUACAUACUCUGCAUAACAUCAAAGAUCUUCAAGAGUCUACUAUGAAUAAUGCUUUACACAAAAUAGGUGACUUUCAGGAUGAGGCAGCUGGUGUAGUAGAAGGUAUCUUAGAUUUUGGACGAGCGGGACUUCGAAAAGGUCUAAGACUCACUGGUCUACACGACAACAUAGAACAAGCUAAGGCAAGUUUGAGCUUGUCACAAUCCAGCAAAAAUCCGCCAAAGAAGAAAUCCAAUAAGACUUUCACUGAACAUCUUAGAAUCGUUUGUCAUUACUGA
This is a messenger RNA of Diabrotica balteata, 1986 nucleotides long. NCBI's taxonomy places the organism in Eukaryota, Metazoa, Arthropoda, Insecta, Coleoptera, Chrysomelidae. The record is from the annotation of a GenBank genome assembly.